Molecule: messenger RNA, 9486 nt
Organism: Stegodyphus dumicola
Lineage: Eukaryota; Metazoa; Arthropoda; Arachnida; Araneae; Eresidae
Gene: mv
Product: lysosomal-trafficking regulator mauve
Molecular function (GO): protein binding
Source: RefSeq, a predicted model, not a curated record
GUUGCAGUAGUAUUAUUACUGCUAAGCACAGAAUUUUUGAGCAAAAUGUUAUUGAGCAUGGAGAAGUCAUAAGAAUGUUAUUUGAGCUCCUUAUUCAUAUCCAGGACAAACAUGUUCCUAACUGGGCUUCAUCAGCAUUGCAUGUGAUACAAAUUUUAAUUAAAUUAUGCUGUGACUGUGAAGUGAAUAAAAGUAUUUUAUGUAAUCAGGGGAUUCCAUCAAUGUUGCUGGAAAGCUUCGCAUAUUCAUUAGAAAUGCCCAAUAAAAAUAAUGAAGAAUUCCAAAAUGCUAUUAUGGAUUUAUUUGUUAUUUUGGCACAAAGCUCAGUUCAACCAAGUGAUUUGAAAAAGGUGAUUGAUUUCUUCAAGUCGCCUAAUACUUCUUUGGCAGUUCUUCUGAAAAGUUUAAAUAAGUUAGUAGAUGAUAUGGUAGAUCACCCAACUUGGAGCUUAUGUUUCCCUGGAAUUCAGAAGGGCAACUUGCCUGAUUUUCGACUAAAAAAGAGACUGAAAACAGCCUACAACACUCAUUGCUUGUAUGCUUCACUUCUAAAUACAUCAUCAGCAUGGACAUCAGCUGCCCAAUAUCUAUCUGUUACUGAUGAUACAGGUUGGAAUACAUUCCAUAAAGGUUUCAGUUUCACAUUAUGGCUUAAACAAAAUGACAUGUCUUCAAUUAUUCCAUCUGUUACAUCAGACAUAACAGAGAAUUUCAAAAAUUUUAAUGAAGAAGCAUGUGUAGCUGAAAUAAAUGAAGUGUAUCAUAUUGUGUCACUGGGUUCUGACAAACUGCUAAUGGAAUUAUGGUUUGGAAAAAAUUAUGGAGAUAUUAUUGUCAGGAUGGUGAGUUACAGUAAUGGUGAAGUUACAUGCCUGGCAAAAACAGUUUGCAAAUCAUUGCUGCAAGAUUGUGUUUGGCAUCAUGUUGCUAUAAAUUAUUCUGAAGAUACUGAUAAAUCAGUUGUCAGCAGUAAGGUUCAAAUCGUAAUAGAUGGAACAAGAGAAAAAAUUUGCUACCUAAAAUAUAAACGCUUGGGACCAAAAAUAAACAAGCAAUGUUAUGUCUUACUAGGACAUAUUGAACCUUAUAUAGAAAAAACUCCUGAGCACCCUUCAUAUUUAUUUGGAAGCUUCAUGCUUUUCAAAGAAACUAUUUUAAAUCGAGAUGCAGUUUUCUACUUAGCUUGUCUUGGUCCUGAUGUAACUGGUAUUACUGAUUGCGCUAUUCAAAAAAGAAGCUCAUUUGUUCCAAAAACAAGGACCUCUCACAGUAUAAUGCCUGUAAUAAGUGCAGAUGUGUUAGCUGGUAUAAGAACUCCUUCCUUAGAUAGUCUUCAGAAAUCCUUAAUCUGUAGUUAUUCAGCUGAAAGGGCUGAUGUUUAUUUGGUAUACCCAUCAAUCUCAUGGGGAUUCUUCCCUCUACGAACUGCAUUUCCUGCCAGUGGAAACACAAGAACUUCUACUCCACAAUACUGGUCAUAUCAAGUGCAACCCAUAGAAUUAUCGGUUUUAUCUUUGGUGGAUAUCCAACAAUUUGAAUACCAUGGAUUUAGAUAUGCUGUUGAGCGCUCUGGUGGGAUCUCAGUGUUUCUGUUUCUUUUUGCAUAUGUACUAGAAAACAGUAAAUGUGAAAGAGAUAUUCCUCCUGCUCUUAAUAUUCUUCUGAAGCUAUUAAGUAAACAUACAUUUUUUGCUGAAGAUUUCAUUCGAAUUAAAGGUUUUGAACUUUUAACUCAGAUGAUUACUAACAGCAGAUGUGUGAUAACCUGUGACCUAUUUGAGGUUCUGCUUCAAAAUUCUGUGGAUUAUAAUUUUCUGAAUAAGAAUGUUCCCAAAGGAUUAAAUUUGCCUGAAAAUUUAGCUAUAAUAACAAAUGCUUCAAUUUUUUCUCUGUUGUUAAAAUCUGUUGCAUUUGCUAAAAAUACAUCAGAGUCUGUCUUAACUAGUUUAUUUUCUGUUUUGGAUUUGCUGCUUAAUCCAAAGCAUGCUAAUGUGAGCAUGAAUGUUGAAAAACUCAACCAUAUUGAGGCAUUAAAAACUCUACUAUGGCUUGUAAAGAAGAUCUACAUUAUGUCAGAUGAUAUAUCUCUGCCUUCAGUGGUUAUCAAAAUGAUUCCUAUUCUGAUAGAAAAACUGCUGAAAUACAAAUCUGAUGGCCUAAUAUUCCAGAGUAUUUGUAAUUUUUUGCUGCUUUUACACAAUGCAUCAUCAACUUAUGUUUGUCAUUCAAGAUCAGCAUUCUUUUAUCUUCUCCCUUUGGAUACUCUGGAUAUUAAGAAAAUACCAAAUGAAAGCGAAAGGUUAUCAACGAAUUUAUCAUAUGUGGAUAUCGAAAGUGAUUUUUUAACUUUGCCAUCAUCUCCUGUGUUUCCUUCUGAACCACAGUUUAAAAGGCCAGCGUCAGUUCCUAAUACAUUUUACAAACCCUUAGGAUCUGAAGAGACUUAUUUCAACAUCAGCAAAAUAAAAUCACUUGGUAAUCUAAAAGAGCAUCAAUGUUCUCCUGCAUUGAGUACAUUUGAGGUACUAAACUCUUUUGAAAACACGAAGGAAUCAUCAACAGUUGCUAAUGAAUUGAAGUGGAAACUUAAAAUUGAAAAAGAUGUUAAUGUGUUACCAAUUAGAUAUACAGAGGAAGAAAAGGCUACUGAGAUGUGUCUUGGCCUAAUGAAGCUUGUCCUUAACUUCAUAACAAGAACUCAAGAUGUCACUGCUGUUUUGAAAUUAGUGAAACCUGAAAUAUUCAUUAUCCUUGCUUACACAAAGAAUCCAGAAGUCUGUGCUCUUGCUAUAAAAGUCAUUGAUGCUUAUUUGAAAGCAGCUGAUGAAGAAGUUCGGAAUGAUUUCUUGAACAUGAAAGGCUUUCACUUGCUAGCAAAUCAGCUUUUCCAUUGUCCAUUUGAAGUUCAAGUUAUCGAUGCUUGUUUUUCCAUCAUAUAUGAUUGUCCUUUGUCAUCUGUGAAAGAGUUGCAAAUACCUGAAUGUAGAAAGCCUUCAAACUUUCGGGUAAUGGCAUGGCUACCACUUCUUGCUCUUUUACCAAAUGGAAGUGCUUACGAGGAUGUAUGUCAUAUUCUUCUUCUAAGUUUAAACCAAUUUUUGCAUGCAGAUUCUACCUUCAUUAUAAAUCUUUUAGACAAUGGAUUGGUCAUGUGCUUGAUCCAUUUGCUACUCGCUUUAUCUCAUUCCUCUAAAAUAUCAAAAAAUAAUCAUUCCCUCUUAGAACUGAAUUCUUGUCUAAAAGUUAUUGGCACCAUUUUGCAGUUAUUAGCUAGUGAGCUUUGCAGCUCCAAGCAUUUUAAAGAGUUUUUGGCUUUGCGUGAUAUUUUGCAUCUUUUUGCUGUAUUUGAAAGCAGAUGUGGGGAAGAAUGUGGUCUUAAUGCUCAAUGUGUAACCUGCUUACGUAGCUGUCAGUGUGUAAUGUUCCAAGUUGUUGUAAAUUUUACUGAGAUGUACAGUUCUUAUUCAUCAAAAUCUGGAAUUUCAUUUCUUUCAGAUGAAGCAUCUAUAUGGGAACUUCUCAUGGAUUUUCAAGAUACUUUAGGGUCAUUUUCUUCACUGUCAAUGACUCCUCAUGACUUUUCAUUUGAAACAGAUGCAGAAGAGGCAGCAGAACCAGAAAAACUUUCUGUUCAGUCUGAUGUUCAAAAAGCCUUUCGAGAAGUCUCUGUGUCUGAAGUUGUGGACAGGCUUGAAGUUUUAAUAGAAGCUGCUACUCAUUUCAUCAUUUACAGAGAUCCCAGAAUCAAAAUAUAUGGGAAAGAAAAGGAAUUCAUUAAACAGUUCUUUUGUUUUCUUAUUAAAGGACUUGCAAUUGCCAUGGAUAAAUGUGUUGCUAAAUCAAGAUAUUCAGUGCUUAUGUUUUCUAUGAAGGAUUCUCUCAAAAAGCAGCUUGGUAAUCUGUUGAUGUCAUGUUUUGCUGUGUAUCAAGAUACUGAAGUAAAGCAAUAUAUUGUUGAGAUUUUAUCUGCUCAUCCUUUAAAUAAAAAGCUACUUCAGCUUGUAACUUUUUCUGUUGAUAGAAUUGAAAAUUUCCUGAUAUUAUUAAAUGAUCUGCAAAAUGAGGAAUCUUCCCAAAUAUUCAAGAAAAAUACUUCGAUUUUGUACAAUAUUGUAAAAGAUCUUUUAGAAAAGUCAUCAUAUUUGGAUAUUUUGAAAAAUGAUAUUGCAGUGGAAAAGUUAAAAAUAGAGUGGACAGACUUGUGGCAUGAAAACAGAAAUAAAUGGAUUGCUGAUGCAAGCAACUCAAAAGAAAAAAUUCAUAAAAAAAUGGAAAAGCUAUCCCAGGAAGUCUCUGCAUUUGCCUUAAAUGUCACACAAAAUAUUUUUAAAAUGCAAACUGAUGAAAGGAAAGUUUUUAUAGAAGAAUUAAAACGUAAAUAUUAUGAAGAAGCAUCAGAACGGAUGAGUUGGUUGAAGUUAUCCGAGCAAAUGAUGCAUGAAAGAGCAGUAUGGCACAUUAAAGAAUCAUACCCUUAUUCAUGGGAGCUUGAUCCAACUGAAGGGCCGUUCAGAGUCCGGAGAAGGUUAAGGCGUUGCUACAUUGACAUUGAACCCCGAUUUUUGAAACCAGAAUUAGCUGAAAAAUUGUUGAAUUUGAAGAAAAAACAACCAUUCAAAAAUUUGCUUCUACAUCAUAACGAGUUUUCUGAUUCUGCUGCUGUUCUAUACAGACUGCAUACGAAUGAACAAAUAGAGUUUACUUGUACGUGUAAGAUUGUUACUGCAUUUGAAGAAGGUGAUGUUGAGAUUUUAAUUGGUGCUUGUUGUAUUCAUCUCAUUGGUGAAGAAACAUCAUCAUUUACAAAAAGACACCCAAUAUCUGAAAGCUGGCCAUUUGAAACCAUUGAAGAAAUUGUGCCUCGUCGCUAUGAACUGCAAAACAAUGCCUUUGAAAUAUUUUUUACCAAUGGCUUAACAUAUCUCAUUGCUUUUCGUGACCAAAAAGAUUUCCAGUGUAUCUGGAAACAGCUAGAAAGCCGUGGACUACCAUGCCAAAGGUAUAGUGAUGUUAAUGCUUUAACUCAACUAUGGCAGGAAGGCACAAUUACAAAUUUUGAAUAUUUAACUCAAUUGAAUAAAUUAGCUGGCCGCUCAUUUAAUGAUUUGAUGCAGUACCCAGUAUUCCCAUUCAUUUUAUCAGAUUAUUCUAGCCAGUACUUAAACAUCAAUGAUCCAUCUGUGUACAGAAACUUUGUGAAACCAGUUGCAAUCCAACAUAAAUAUAGAGAGAAAUUUUAUUGUGAUCUUUAUAAUUUACUGAAAGAGCAAACAGGAGAAUCUGAACUUCCAAUUUCUGCACCAUACCAUUAUGGCUCACAUUAUAGUAACAGUGGUGUUGUUUUGCAUUUUCUAAUCAGACUUUUACCUUAUACAUACCAUUUCAUUAAAUACCAAGAUAAUAAUUUUGAUAUUCCUGAUCGUGCCUUUCAUUCCAUUGAGUCUUCCUGGCAACUGGUAACAAAAGAUACUACAAGUGAUGUGAAGGAAAUAAUACCAGAAUUUUUCUUUUUACCUGAGUUUUUGUGCAAUCAAAAUGGAUUUGACUUUGGUGUUCGGCAAUCUGGUAUUCGGGUAAAUGAUGUCCUCCUGCCUCCUUGGUGUAAGCAGAACCCACGCUUAUUUAUCCUUAUUCACCGACAAGCUCUAGAGUCAGAAACUGUGAAAAACAAUAUUAAUAAUUGGAUUGAUCUUGUAUUUGGUUAUAAGCAAACUGGAGAAGCAGCAAUAAAUGCUAUAAAUGUAUUUCAUCCUGCUACAUAUUAUGGAUUUGAUGUAAACCAGUCUGAAGAUCCUAUAACUAAGCAAGCUUUGAAAGUUAUGAUAAAAACUCUGGGACAGAUGCCAAAGCAAUUAUUUAAUAAUCCUCAUCCCAUGGUUUCAUUAUCUCUUUCAUGUCUUGGUUUAAUGGAUGAGAAAUCUUCUACUAUGGAAGUAAUAGACACAGUUACUGGGCUUCGUUGGGGAAGUUAUGUUGGAUCACCUUCAACAGGAAUUCCAAGUCUUGUAUGGUGUCGAAAACAGAAUGUUGUCCUUGGAAGCUUUCUUCCUCUUCUUACUAAUUAUGUUUUUGGAUUAGGAGAAAAUAUUUGCCUUCUCCUUAAUCAUAAAAAAGACAGUGGUUCCAAUAUUUUGAGUGCAACUUAUAUUAUGUCAGCUGCUUUAGUGAGCUGGGGUCAUAAAGAUGGCAUUAUCAGAAUAAAACUUUGUAGAGAUCAGCCAGCAAUACCUUUACUGAAAGGAAGUGUUAUAGAUCCAGUAUGUCUUUGUGCUUCUGUACCAGAUUGUAAGGAACUAUUUGUAGCUCAUUCAUCAGGAAUAAUAUAUGUGUAUACUUUAAACUUGGACCCAUCAAAGUUCUCAAUUAGCCAGAAAAAUCCUCCACUUCUUUUACAAGCUCAUUCAGAUAAAAUUACAUCAAUUCACAUAUGUAAAGCUUUUAGCAUUUUUGUGACAACUAGUGUAGACAAAGCAGUUGUCAUAUGGGAUUUAAACAGGUUAUGUUAUGUACGAUCUAUAAUAAGUCAUGAAAAUGCUGUUAAAUUAGCAUGUGUUAGUGACACGCUUGGAGAUAUUGCUUCAGUCAGUGAUAAUGGUUUAAAUAGCUGUAUGGCAGUGCACACUAUUAAUGGUGAAAUGGUGGGAAAAGUGGAAAUCACUGAAAUUGUUACUGCUAUUUGUUAUUCAACUGCUCCUGAAGGAAUAUCAGUAAAUGUUAUUGCUACUGGUCUUCGUACAGGAGCUAUACGCUUAUGGAGUUCUUGGGACCUGAAGCCUGUGAGAGAAAUUAUCAGUGAUAAAUUUUUGCUGCCUAUAAGGUGUGUAACAUUCUCUGCUGACAAUCAACAUAUAUAUGCUUCAAAUGAAAAUGGUACUGUAGCAGUGUGGGAAAAACCAUCUAAAGGAUUAACAAGUGUUCCAAAGCUUUUAGUUUUUACUUAAUAUGAUUGUUGGUUAUAGUGAAUGACUAUUUUUAAUAUUUUUGUAGAAUUAGGUAGUAAUGAGCCAAUUAGUUGAGCUUCUAAAGACAGUUUAGUUCUUUUUAGAGAAAUUCAUAAUUGUUUUAAAUAUGUUUAUUAAAUGAGAACAACAUCUAAUCAAAUUUUUCUGUGUAUACUUAUCUUAUGUGUUUAUGUAUGUGUUUUCUAUUAUGUGCUUAUAGGAACUGAACAAACAGAUUGUUGCCAGAAAUGUUUUAAAAAAUUUUCAGUAAUAUAAAUUCUAUUUUCAGGGACCUCAUUCAUAUUUGUAUAUAUUCUGCUGUUAACAAAAUACUGUUUUCUUACUUUUUGUGUAUAUGUAUAUAUAUAUAGCUAUUUCUAAAUGUUUUUGUACUUUAUAUCAUAUUAAGACAUUUUAUUAUAAUUAAACAUUAAAAUUAUUGUAUUUUAAUGAUAAAGAACAAUAUUAUGGUGAUGACUAUAGUUUGGGGGGGGGAACAAAAAGAGAAACGCUUUGUAAAGUUAAAUUAUUGGACAUUUAUUAUGCACUAAAGUAUUUAUUGUAAAACUAAAAUCAGUAAUGGAGUGUGAAGCAAAGAGAAUAGUACAUAUAAUAUUAAAUACUUAUAUAUGAUUUUAGUGUGUAUGCAUAUACUAAACAACACUAUAAUUUAUAAAUUUUUAAAUAAUAUUUGGAAAUUUGUGUGUGUACUGUAUUUUUAACUCCUUCAGAUACUGCUACAUUAAUUUACUUUUGUGAAUAAUAUUUGUUUAAAAAAUCUAUUAUUGUGUGUUUUAAUGAUUUUAAUAAAUUAUGAAUACAUUAUUUAAAUCAAGUUAAUAUUGAAUCUAGAAUAUAUUAAAAAAUAUAUUUAAUCAAUAUCAUCUUAACUAAUGAUCUGUAGUAAAAUUUGUAUGUUUUUUAAAUGCUCAUGUUCCUGGUGCUACUAUUUAUUUGAGUUUGUUACAAUUUAUUUAUUGGCUAUUUCUUAAUGUAUAAUUUGCAACAUUAAUUAUGCAUUUAGUUUUUGGUUUUAGGUAAAUAAAUGUGUUAAUUUAUGUAUUCUUCAAAUAAUAAUUUUAUAUUUAUUAUUUUUAAGAAUUAUACUUCUUUAUAUUGAAUUAAUAAUUAAACAUUCUUCUUUGUGACUAGUUUUAAUUAAUAGCAUGUAUUUAUCCUUUUAAGCUGUGAAUCAUUGCCAACUUAAGCAUCUCUCUCUCUUUUUUAAUAAAAACCUUUUUAAAGUAAAUGAAAAAGAAUGCAAUUUGUACUCAUUAAAGAAAGCUUGCAUAUUUCAUACUAUGCUUAAUUUCUAGUCAUUAUUUCAUUUAAAGUUCACUGUAAGUUGUGAUCAUGGAUUAAGCUUUAAACUAACAAAUUUUUUUUUCCCUUUUCUUUAAUUUAUGGUUUUUAUUUCUAAAAAUCUGACGAAUCACUCCUGUGAAACUGCACCGCUGAAAUAUAUACCACUAAAAAUCAUGUAUUUAGCUGAAAAAUUUAUUUUUAAAUUAUUAAGUGGAAUAACUAUGUGCUUGAAUUGAAAAAGUAAAGAUUCCACUAAGAAUCAGGAAAAUAGAAAUGUAUAUGAAAGUUAUUGUAAUCAUUUGACACAAAAUGAAUUUAUUUAUCCUGUCAGUUUCGAAUACAAAGAACUUUUGGGAUGUUUUCUUGGAUUUUUUAAUUUCUGUUUGUUAUAAUUUAAUAUAUUUAUUAUGAAAGUUGUUAGAAAUUUUUUUUUAUUUUUAAGCAUUGUUUUGAUUAUAGAUUUUAAGCAAAUAAACCUCUUAAAAAUCUUUUAUUGUUGUUAAAAGUUGCCUUCCUUUAGUUAUUUUAAUUAUUGUGUUUAAAUAUGAAAUAUAAUAUUUAUAUUAAGUUAUAAUUUCUCUUUGUUUAAUAAAAAUGCUUGGGUCUGAUUGGUCCCUAGUAUUAACACAUUACAUUUCCACACAUUUUCACUUCAGUUAAAAGCUAUUCAUGUAAUUUAAAAAUUACAUAUUGUGUUUUAUAUGCAUUUUUCUCUUUUGAAUAUUGUAUUGUUUAGCAACAUCCAACAAAUUUCUUAAAUUCAUGACUAUACAUUUCAACAUGGUUUUAUCAUAUUUAUUGGUAGCAAAUGAACAAAGUCUCUUAAUUUAUUUCUGUUUUGUGUAUAUGUGUUUGAAAUAAACAUUAAAAAUGUUACACCUUUUUGUAGCUAAAGUCAUGUUUUAAUUUAAUAAUACUUUGUGUGAAAGUAUCUAUUAUCAGUUUUCAUCAACUAAAUCAAGUUCUCAAAAUUAUGACAUAUUUAUUUAUUAUGAUUGAAAGAUGAUUUUAUAUGUACUUUAAUUAUAAUUUGUAAACAUUCAUUUCAGUUAGCGAUGUGCGUUGCAAAAUAAGUAAAACUGAAUGACUAAAUAUCUAUUUUUGUACUACAUGAAUAAACAUUUGAUAUAUUUAAAUACUGAUAAUUUCUAACAGGUAACUAUAUAAUAAAAAAUCUUUUGUAAUACAUAAACUGUGUGUACCAACAUUUUUUACGUAAAUAAAUCUCUUCUAUCACUUA